AUGGCUUUCUCAAGAGUGCUGCGAGGUGGAGGUGGCAGUGACAGCAACGGUAGCGGCAGCGAAAUGGAAGAACAAGCAUCUCCUCCGCAGAAGCAGGAUGUUGCUGUGGAGCCAGCUUCUUCCAGCCAGCCGGGUGGAGAUCCAACAAAGGGCGCAGUCGGAGAGGGUCCAGAAACAGACGGCGCGACUGUCAAGCCUGCUGCUGCUGCUGCUGCUGCGGCGGCGGCGGCAGUCAAGCAGGAGCCCAAGGGCGAUGCCAAGGAGAAAGCUCUACGCGAGGCUCUGCUAUCGGCAGAUGGCCCCUCCAAGAUCCUGCGGGAGGCGGAGCGCAUUCCCGCUCUCCGCCGGCUGUCCGACAGCGCCCUCCGAGUGACCUCCGCCACGCCGUCCGACGGGAGGCUGGCCGCGCUCGCGCUGUACCGCCUGGGCGCCGCGGCGCGCGCGGCGGAGUCGGCGCCUUCCUCCGGGCUCGCGUCUACGGCAGCGUCGGCCGUGGAAGGCAGCGUCGCGGCCGAUGGAGAGAGAUCUGCGGUGGGACCGUCGAAGACGGGAGGGGAAGGAGGAGGAGGAGGUGGAGGAGGAGGAGGAGAGCGACCUGAGAGGGGUGGGGCUAACGCCGGAGGCGCAGCUGGGGAUGCCGAAAGACCUGCCGCGGCGACGGAAUCGGGCGACCAGUCAUCGACGACGCCUACCGCCACUUUGUCUGCGGCUACGGCGCGGCAGGGCGGUGAGCCGUUCAACAACGAACAAGGCCAGGCUGGCACUGGAGCUGCUACGGGCACGGGGAUCGAAGUGCCGGGGGUCAAGGGCGAUACUCCUGAAGAGGCGGGAGCUGCGGGUGAAAGUGUAAAGACGAAGGACCCUGCCCUCGCGGGGAGUGUGCCGCGUUCCUCUGAGGGUGGGGGUGGGGUGGAGGAAGAAGUCGGGACCCCGGCGGCGGCGGCAUCGGUUGGCAGCUCUCCAAACAAGGGGGCGACGACGGCAGCGUUCGACAUGGAGGAAGUGAGGUCCGACCAGCGGUUUGAGCAGCUCGUGGAGAUCAUCGAGUGCGUGUCGAAGGACCUUUCGGUUUCGGACACCAGCAAGGUGGUGUGGGGCCUCUCUAUCCUUGGACACGUGCCGCGCAACAGCCUCCUCGAGUCGCUGGCCACAUUCCUCACGGAUCGCCUUCGGCAAGAGGCCGCCACCGCUGCCACAGCCGCCGCCGCCGCCACCGCCGCCGCCGCUCCCAGUGCCGCCGGCGAUAUCGGCGGGGAUCCUGGCGAGGGCGAAGGUGGUGCUAACGGCCAAAAGGUGACGGUUGCCGGGGGCGCCGAAGACGGGAUUUCAAGCCCCUCCUCGAGCGAUUCGCCGCAGGAAGGGGGCUUGGGGUCGGGGAGCGGGAAGCCUGCGGAGGGUCAUGACGAUGGUCAACUUUCCGGCAUCGAGGGAGGCAAUGCCGGCGGCGGCGGCGGCGGCGGCAAUGGUGCCGAGGCUGUCGACAAGGCGACGACGGGGGCGGCGAGCCCGAAGAAGCGGGACGCGGUGGCUUGCACGUCCGGGACGGAUCUCGCGACUGCGGCGCUUUCCUUCGCGUACGCGCACGCCAGGCUGGACAUCUCUACGGGGGAGCUGCUCGAGGUUAUCGCCGCGUGCGCGACCCCUCAGCUGGCGGCGAUGCCGCUGAGAGACCUCGCCAACCUGUCGUGGGCGUUCGCGGUGCAGCAUCGGCUUCACCCCGAGAUGAUGGCGGGCGUCGGUCGAGAGAUCGUGUCCAGCCGGGCUUCCGGCCGCAUGGCGGCCAAGGACGCCUCCAUACUGGCCUGGGCCUACGGGAUGCUGGGCCUGCGGCCCGCCAGGGUGAUCGAGGCCCUCACCCGCGAGGGCCUGGCGACGGUCCAGGAAGCCACGCCGCACGACCUGUCGAACCUGGCGUGGGGGCUUGCGAAGGCGGGUGCGGGAGGCAGAGGCAAGGAAGAGGCGGAGGUGGAAGAUCCGGUGGCGUCGGCGGCAUCCGAGGACUCUGGUAGCGGUGGAGGAGCGGGCAACGAGGCCAAGGCCGGGGAGGAGGCCGAGGCCUCGGCGCUGGGCGAGAGCGGGGAAGCGAGCGGCGGCGGCGGAGACGCCGAUGGCGGCGGCGGUGGCGCGUGGGGCCUCGGGUGGGUGAAGUCGAGGUGGGAGCGGGGUAGCGGCCCGGAAGGGGACGGAGAAGAGGAGCAGGAGGACUGCGGCGAGGGGUUAUCAGAGGAGGGCUCGGGUAGCGGGGAGGCGUCCAGUGAUCCUGCUGACAUUCACGCCACCUCGGUGGAAACCCUCGCGGACCUGGUUUCCCGGAGGGAAGGAGGAAGAGGCUUCGAUGGAGCAGAGAGUUUUCAGCACUUCCAGCCUAGGCAGCUGUCGAGGCUGUGCUGGGCGCUGGGGGCGUGGCACGGGCGUGGGUCUGUCAAGCUCCUGGGGUCCGACAUUUUCGCGGCGAGAUCGUUGUCAGAAGCCGGGCAACACCCCAAGGAGUACACAGCCGAAGAGCUAGCUCAGGUUCUCUGGGCGUUCGCCACUCUGGUGGGCAAGGCCGACUCUCCGGCUCAUGAGCUCGCCGGCCUCGUGGGGGCCCUGGCGGAGGGCUUCGAGACGGAGGGAGCCCGGGGCAUGGGAGGAGGAGGGGGGGGAGGGGGGGUCUCCGCCGCCGGCAGGGAGGGGGGCCUGGACGCGGCGACGGCGUGCGACGUGCUCUGGUCGUUCGCGACGAUGGGCCACCCGGCCCACAGCCUGUGCGAGGCGAUGGCGAGGGACCUCGUCAACAAGGUGCCGGAGCUUCCGCCUUCGUCGGUGUCGCAGCUGGCGUGGGCAUACGCCAAGAUGGGACAUCCUUCCGCGGAGCUCAUGGAACGCGUGCUGAGCGUGGUGGAGAGGAGGCUGGACGAGUUUACCGUGGAGGAAGCGGCGAGCGCGCUCUGGGCUCUUGGUGCCCUCGGGUACACGGUGUCUCUCAAGCGCCAGUUCGACGUCACGAAGGACGACCUCACCUCGCUCAGCCCGUCCGCGUCAGCGAACUUGUUGUGGGGCUUGGUCAAGACGGAGGCGGCAUUUGCAGACGGCUUCGACCGGGAGUGUCUCGAGGCUGUCGCGGCAGACAUGGGACCCAAGCUGCUCAGCUUCUCGCCCAGGGAGCUUUGCCGCACUGCUUGGGCCUUGGGGCGGCUGGGUCUGGGAGGCGUUUUGUUCGGGGGACCCGCGACGGACGGCGGGGGGGGAGAUUCGGACGAUGAUGGCCCUGCGGUAGAUGGGGGGUGCGAGUUGUCGGGGCUGAUGGACAAGCUCUUGGGGGAGUGCUCGAAGUGGAUCGAGAUGUUCACGCCGCAGGAAUUGGAAACCUUGCUGUGGGCCGUCUGCCGUCUGGAGCACCGAGCGGACGACCUGGUGGCCGACAUGGCGGCGGAGGGAAAACGGCGCCAGGAGGAACUGCCGAGCCUGCUGAAGCAGUCGGGGCCCUCGGCAGCGCGCGACGCGGCCUUUCACCUAGGGGCAUUUCGACACCUUCUCGCCAAGUACAGGGGGGUAGACUUCGACGGCCGGAGGGCGAGGGGGAGGUAUCGCCGGGGCAAGAGCAUGAUUUCUCGCAUGUUUCGAGAGAGAUGAAUAAGUUCACCAUUUCGAGAGAAAGAUGAAGUAGUUGUGCUUGGUGGACUAUGGAUGUAGUGUUGUCGAGUGUUGGUUGUUGUGGUGGGCUGGUGACAAGAAGGCGUGCCGCGAUGCCUGUUGACUGUGACGUUUUCAAGUUGUGGGAGCAUACGCUGUUGGGGUUUUCGGGAUUGAUUUGGUCGCCGACCGCAUGUCGCGAACAAGAACGAAACUGUGGAUGUUCAAUAUCACUACUUCCGUUUUACACUGUUGUACGUGCUCCUUUGCCGUGCUUGUUCGGAGAUGCCGGUAGCUCUCCCCGUGGGGCAGUUGGUUCUGCUCGUUCCCUGUUACUGUCAGCUCUCGCAGUCACACAUAUGUGAUGCGGGUCGGCCGCAGACCCCGUCUCCGGACGGAAACAUGUCAUCAACAUCCGAAUGUCUUGUGCGACUGCUGUCGUAUUUCACACUCUCUCGUUGCUGGUAUGGUGUCUUACCAUCGUUAAGCCACGCCACAGAGUAGACAGAAUUCGUUAGGAACCUUGGGGGGUCGGCAAACACCCCCGACAGGGAUGUGGGCACGGUGAGGCCGUUGCGUUGUUGGCAGCCCCGUUGCUGGUCACUCACUUACCCUCGCGCCAAUAUGUGGAUAUUCUGCACGCCACAAGGGGAGAAGGCGAGGAGGUGUGAAAUCCGAUGUUGUCUUGGUGUUACUCGCUUGAAGAGUUUUGGACGUGGGGCGGCGUUAGUCUAACGCGUGCAGUCUUAGUCUUGCCAGCACGUUUUGCGAACAAACCUGGAAGGAGUUUUAAGAAUAUCCGGUGUAUGAACUGAUCUGUAACGAUACAUUUUGCAGAAAUCUUCACCUACAACUGCUUCUUGAGGAGGGUGGUUGCGUUGCCUAGAGAGUGGUAGCGUAGUUGUUGGUACAUAGAUAGAUGCGUUUCGGCGACAAGAAGCCGGGGGAGGAACCUGUGUCACGCUCUUGAAAUAAACGCGUGUUCCAAAA
Messenger RNA from Ectocarpus siliculosus, 4605 nucleotides. The record is from the annotation of a GenBank genome assembly. NCBI's taxonomy places the organism in Eukaryota, Phaeophyceae, Ectocarpales, Ectocarpaceae.